Durusdinium trenchii is the source of this 2533-nucleotide messenger RNA. The record is from the annotation of a GenBank genome assembly. NCBI's taxonomy places the organism in Eukaryota, Dinophyceae, Suessiales, Symbiodiniaceae.
CUAAGCUCUUCGAAGAAGAUCGUGUUGUCUCCAUUUCGUUUUAGAAACGUGAUGUUUCGGGUGUCUUGAAAAAUGUUUUUCCUUCGUGACAUUUUGUUUCAAGGGAGGGUGUGGCGGGCUCCGCUGACCGAACGGUCGAUGCUCUGAACAGCAGAGCGGGGGGUGUGCCAUGGAUUUGAUUGAAGUUGAAGAUUUAGAGGACGAUGAAGUACUGCCUGAGAUUGAUCCGUUGCAUUUGGAAGAUUUUGAUUUUUCCUUUCAGCAAGACAUUGAGCAUUUGAACUCGAUUGCUUCAGGUUUAGCUGGCAACAUGUCUCAGGACCUGGCACGCCAUCAAUCGCCGGAUUCAGGUUUUGAUGCCGACCUGCUGGAUGAGGCUCAUGACGAUGGAGUCGAGUUCAUCGAUCAACCUGCUCAGGAGAGUUGUGAUCCCAAUACAGGUACGAAUGCAUGCAUUGUUGACAAAACAGAUUGGGCACUCACUGUGAAUCAUGCCUUUGAACGUCACAGAGCUUUGGACCCUGCCAUGAAGCUUCCGUGGGAACAACCUUCAAUGCAGGGAAUCUUUCACAACAGUCUGGGCCUCAACUUACCACAAGUUCAUGGUAUAGCCUUGGAGUUGCCUGCAACUAAGAAUGAAGAUAGAAAUCAAAUCUCGGUCAGCGGAGAAGUUGAAGCUUGUGCAGAUGCCGCUUUUCUGAGUGCAGUGAAGGACAUUCAGGACUUGGACUACUUUGAAAACAAACGAAUGCAAACAGAUUUGGCUUGUGCAAAGUGGCUUGAUAUCCUUUCCAUGAACUGGAGUGCAUCUGCCAUUGGCCAACAGGUUUGUGAAGAUCUCAGGAGCGAUCCCACUGGAGAGUUGGCGAACGAAACCCUCAAGGCUUGUUUUGGUACAAAGAGUUAUUCUACUUUGCUCAAGCGUGCAGGAAGUUUGAAACGUUUCAUUCUUUGGCACAGAGACCAUUACUUGGAGAGAGGUUUCAGUGUUGAUGCAAUACCGCUGCAUGAGCCAGACGUUUGGAACUACUUCAGGCACUUGAGAGACUCCAGAAUCCGUGAUGCACGUGGGUACACCGGACCUGCCACUUUUCUUGAGACUGUGAGGUUCACAAAGUUUACGAUUGCAUUGCGAGGUGCCGACGACAUCCUGGAAUCUAGGAGACUGCAAGGUUUUGCAGCCAUAGAAAAACGUGAGAAGGGGCCCACUCAUCAGGCCCCUCCUAUGGAGCUUGAACAUUUGAGGCGUCUUCAUUCGGUGUUGUUGGGUGCCGAUAGCAUUGUGGACAAGGUUGGGGCAGGUUGCAUGCUUUUGUGUACAUAUGCUCGAGCACGCUGGAGUGAUCUACGCUUCAUUCAUCAUGUUGAGAUUGAGAGCAAGAGGAAUGGAUGUUUGGUUUUGUACACAACUGAGCAUAAGACUUCUGCUGUCGGUGAAAAGAAAGAGCAAUACCUGCCCUUUGUUGUUCCUUGGGAUGGAGUGACAAACGAAAACUGGCUGCAGACUUUCCUGGAUCUUUACCAACAGGUUGGGCUAAAUAUUCACAAGGUACCGCUGGGUCCUCUUCUUCCUGCACCUAGAUCCGGUGGUGGAUUCUGCGCACGGCCCUUGACCACGUCCGAAGCUGCAGCCUGGUUACGAGGUCUUCUGAAGGGAACUUCAAACUGGGAAUCCUUUCGCUCCCAUUCCAUGAAGGCUACCCUAUUGGAUUGGUGUGCGAGAUCUGGAAUGGAUAAGGAAGUUCGGUCAGUGCUUGGGCAUCAUUGCAGUGCUGUAAGUGGUUCAGAAGUAGUGUAUGCUCGUCAUUUGCAAGCCAGGCCAAUUCGGAAAUUGAUGAUGCUACUUGGAUUGAUCAGGAUUGGCAUGGGCCUUGAGGAAAUCGCUGACAGGGGCAACAUUGCAGGUGUCACGCCGGCAGCAGGUACACCUGGACCUGGUUUUGGAAUUCAUGGUUGUGCAGCACGGACACCUGUGUUGCCAGUUGAGCGUGUUCAGGCAGAAGCCGACCCUGUUCAGGAUGCUGUAGAGGGUGUUCAGGACCACGAAGACCAACUUAGCAUCAAGGAAGAGAUGAACAAUGCUGCAGACAUUGACAGUUCGUCCGGCAGUGACAGUGAGUCGAGCAGCACAAGCAGCGAUGAGCCGCUGGCUGAGACUUUUGAAACACGUCCUGCAUACACUGAAGCAGUACCUGAAGGGUUGACCUUUUAUAAGCAUGUAAAAAGCUUUCGUGUGCAUGCAGUCCGAAAUGAACAGCAAGUGACUGUAUGCAAAAUGAAGAUAACUGCGAAUUUUCAGGAAUUGUGCCGUACCUUGAACUUCAGGUAUCCAAAGUGUUUGAGGUGCUUCCCAAACGAUCCAGGGCGAGUGCGUAGUCGUGAGGACGCAGUUGAAGCCCUGGACAAAGCUUUAGAGAGAGUUCGGAAAGCCAGGAGAAGUGCAAGGUAACAUUCUAGUUUUCUUUAACGCUUGCUAGAUAAACGAUCCAGCUGCUUUUCAAACUUAGUGCACUGCAUUAAAUCUUGCCAUAAG